This is a messenger RNA of Vanrija pseudolonga, 663 nucleotides long. RefSeq lists its product as uncharacterized. Bases 1 to 663 code for a protein of 220 amino acids. The transcript is spliced from 4 exons. Lineage: Eukaryota; Fungi; Basidiomycota; Tremellomycetes; Trichosporonales; Trichosporonaceae. The record is from RefSeq and is a predicted model, not a curated record.
AUGUGGGUGUUCACCGAGGUGGACGACGGGCUGCCGCGCAAGAGUCCAGGACAAGACGAGGACGACAGCGGCUUCUUUGGGUUACAGAAGAACUCUUCUGGCAUCUUUCGGCUCCUCCAGGGGCAUUAUGACGCUCAGGACAUGAUCGACAUCGGGCACUUUGACGAGAAGCCGAACGAUGCCGACGCCUGGUCGUCAGAUCACGUCGCUUAUGAGGCUUGGGAUCCUUUUGGCAUACCGGCCCCAAAGAAGAAGGCCUCACCUCCAAAGGACGAUGGAGUCAAGCGGCCGUACCAUGUGAUCCGCCGUGAGCACGACCACCACAACUCGGUCAAGGAGCCCGAGGACGAGUUUGUCCGCGCGUACGCGACGUACGCCGAAGCGCGCGAGGUCGCGAGCACGUGGAUCUCGAGCCAGUGGGGCGUGCAUGUCGACGAGAGGGAGAAGGGCACCAUCUGUGGCGGGUACGAGACAUACGCUACGUUUCUCGAGGGCGAGGAGAUGUGGAUCUUCGUCCAGGAAGAGGGCACGAGGCGGCUCGGUGGACCAGACGGCACAGUCGCGCCCGAGUCGGUAUUUGUCGUCGUCGAGCGGCGCGGCGCGUCAGAAAGCGCGUCGGGAUCCAAGGUCGACAUCGUCGAAAUGAAGGUCUUCUACGCGUGA